Bradysia coprophila is the source of this 777-nucleotide messenger RNA. RefSeq lists its product as uncharacterized. NCBI's taxonomy places the organism in Eukaryota, Metazoa, Arthropoda, Insecta, Diptera, Sciaridae. The record is from RefSeq and is a predicted model, not a curated record.
UAUGGAAACAUUAUUUGUUUGAUUCUGCACCUCCUUAAGGUCUCAACGAAAACAAGUUCAAAAAGUUCAUUUGAACGGUUUCUACUGCUAGUUUGGAGCAGUGCUGGUUCAGGCAUAAUGUCAACGCCACAAAGGCCAUCGUUGAAUACAAGUGUUUACUCACCGGUGCGAUUUCCGGACACACUGCUAUCACCAAAAUCUCCCAAAGCCGAUCCACUAGGAAUACGUCUGAAAGUUCGAUCAAUCGUCAAAACAGUAAUGGAAAAUCACAAAAAAUGGGAAUUGGCACAAAAGCGUGGAAUUGCACUUUGCAGUACAAUCGAAAACGUGAAAAAGGAGGCAUUGGACCGGAUAGCUAGUGAACCAUCGACAACAUUGUAUCCCGACGAAUUGAAAACGCCCAGUGAAAAGCUGAAAACAAUCACAACAAUUCUAAAAGAUGUGCUGGACAGCAGUAAGGAGUGCCUUAGCCAGUUGAAUGGCUUGAAAAAGUUGCAGAGCAAUACCAACGAAAGAUUACUGAAAAGUUGGACAAUCGUGAAAGUGAUGAAUGCAAUCGAAGCAAUUGUACACGCCUACGAGGAUGAAUACGAUGUGAAAGUAACGGUCAUGGAAAAUGUGUGCCAUUCAAGCAGCAAAGAGGAAAUUGCUUUCCACGUUACUGUCUGGGAAUUCGAAACGUUUGUGAAUGACGAUGUGAGGUUCAUGUUGUUCGGCAUGCAGGUUGAAUGUGAUAUCGAUGGAAAUAGUUAAUAAAGGAACGGAUUUCUGAACAGA